AUGAGUGAUAAUGAUAUCGAAUCCGAAUCAUCUAUUAUUAAAGAACAUUCUUUAAUAAAUUCUGAUACUUGGAUCGAUGAUUACAAAAAACAGAUUCAAUCCCCAGCAAAUCAUUAUGAAAAAAAACCUACUGUGCCUGACUCAUUAGACCCUAAAAAAUGGAAAAAUUAUCGAGAAGACUUAUCCAAUUAUUUAGAAUAUAUCAAUUUAGAACCAAUUUAUUCUGAACUUGCCUUUAUCGAUAAACUAUUAAAAGAUUUUCCUAAUGAUUCUGAUCAGAAGAUAAUCGAAGAAUAUAAAAAAACCGUACAAGAUAAAAAUAGACCCAAUACCAAGCAUUCAAAAAAGAAGGAUAGUCAGAAGGACAAAACUGAUUCAUUUUAUCAAAGAAAAGGAAAGCGUAGUCAUAAUGUAAAAUUUGCUAAAAAUUUGUUAACAGCGACACGAAAAUUAGGGAAUAAUGAACUUAGAAAAAAUUUUUUUAAUCGGGCAAAAUUUACGAUGUCUAUAUUGACUGAUAAGGAUAUUACACCAAUAAUAGAUGAGUUUAAGGAGUUAUUUAAGGAUUUUCAAAAAAUUUAA
Dentiscutata erythropus is the source of this 582-nucleotide messenger RNA. NCBI's taxonomy places the organism in Eukaryota, Fungi, Glomeromycota, Glomeromycetes, Diversisporales, Gigasporaceae. The record is from the annotation of a GenBank genome assembly.